Messenger RNA from Pelobates cultripes (western spadefoot toad), 187 nucleotides. The record is from the annotation of a GenBank genome assembly. Lineage: Eukaryota; Metazoa; Chordata; Amphibia; Anura; Pelobatidae.
AUGGCGACAGACGCGCGUCCGAUUGCGUCACAGGCCAGUCUGUUCGCUGAGUGGGAACGCCUCCAUUCCCUGCGCAUGCGCAGUAAGCUCGCCGCAAACACGUGUGGUUCAUUCUCUGAAGGCAACAAGUUAGAACGUUCUGAAACUUUGCGAUUCCCCGGCAACAGAUACUGCAUUCCAUCUUACA